CUGGACUAUAUCACUUAUUCUUUCUCCUAGAGGAAUACCUGGUGCCUCCCUCAGGUGUCUGCCUAUUUAUCGGAUCAUUUACCUGCCUAUUUAUCGGAUCACUUACCUGCCUAUUUGCCUAUCACCUAUUGCCUAGUUACUGGCUCAACGAUCCAUUUACCUGCAGUUGUGCUUAGUGCUAUUCAGCGCUGCACUUGCCUACUGAGAUCUACUCAACUCUACCACUUGGCGCUAUCGGCAUUGCCCGCCUAUUCGACAGCCCACCUGUCAAGCUAUUAGGCGCGACUUCCCGUAGAUUCAGAUCUGUGUGAGACGUCAUAGCUACGCCAACCCUCUGCAACUAACUGGACAUAUCCUGUUACCUACACUGCCCACGGCAGAUCAGCUCUGCCCGCAAUAACCUUGUGCCCACGGUACCCGGCCACCCGCCCUACUGUGCCCACUACAGAUACUAGAACUUGGGACUGAGACUCCGCAAGAACUAUAUCGCCGGCGUCCCUCUAUCCGCUAGAGCGCCACCUACCGCUGCAGAACCUCAAGCCAGGACACAGCCAGCUGCGACAUCAACAGGACAACCAGCUAAGUCAGAGGACAAAGUGACAUACUCUCUUAUUAGGUGCUACAGUGAUGAUCAAAAUACCUUACUAAUUAGAGAUAGAUGCAAACCCUCCCCCUUUUAUUCUUAUAUGUAUAUUUAUGUAAAUAAAUAUUCUUUUAUUUUAACUUUUGUAUCUAUCUUUCAUUGCUUUGUCUCGUUGCGUGUCUGCUCCCGAUUCAUAUGCUGAUAAGUGGGGGUGUGAUAGCAUUUAAAAAUAAUCAUCCCCUAGACAUAAAACGUGCCAAACACACGUCACCUUUCCCCACCUGUCACAUUUUGGCGAGCCCGUCCGUGGAUUUAACCCAUUAGUACAGCAGGCACGAACAGGCAGCAAUAACUAAAUUCCAUAUCAAUAUUUUUUUUCCUUAAAAUAUUUAUAAGUAUCAUCACUUCGCAUUAUUAAGAGUGUCACUUCUGUCAUAUUUUAUUUAUUAUUAUUAUUGCAUUUCAUGUGUAAUAUUUUCUUGCAGGAACCUUGUGAUUAACAUAGGCAGACACCACAUUCCUUUUGCACUCUUCCCUAUAACUUCCAAGUAAUUGCUUUCAGCAGCUCCUUCCUCGUCUCCACCUCUUACUCUACUUCUGCUUUAUCCCCCUCAUUACCCACCCCUCAUCAUUAUGGCCAGCGGCACACGCUCGAAAGCGGACUCUGACAUGAAGCAGAAAAUGGCUGAAUUGAAGGAGUUUGCGGCCACCUUAUUUGACGAUGAGGCAGAACGGAAAGAAUUCGUGAGAGCACGAUUUGAGGCGUUUGAAAGGGAGGAAGAAAAAAGAAAGGAGAAGGAAGACGAAAAGGAAGAAAAAAGAAAGGAAGACGAAAAGGAAGAAAGGAGAUUAGCAAGGGAGCAUGAAAUAGCUAUGGAAAGGGAGAGAAGGGAAACUGAAACAGCAUUGAAGGAAAGGGAAGCGAGAAAGGAAGCUGAAAUAGCUAUUGCUAAAGAAAGAGAAGUCACCGAGCGGGAAAAGGAAAUAACUCUGAGGGAGAAGGAGAAAGAAAUAACAGCGAGAGAGAAGAUAGCCGCGGACAAAGAGAACGAGGCCGCCCGCCAGGCUUCUUCCGAGUCUCGCCCGGCUAGCCCAGCAUCCUUUCAAAGUUCCUUGAACGGUCUGCCCCACAUGCCAAUGGAGCACUUCGACGACAAGACAGAGAACAUCGAAGUUUAUCUUGUCCGUUUUGAGGAAGUAGCACGCUUUUACGGUCUGCCAGAGGAGAAAUGGUGCUUCCGGCUAUCCCAAUGCCUCCGAGGCAAAGCCUACGAAGUCUACUCUAAACUUCCCUCCGGCCAGAGAGAGGACUACACAGCCCUCAAACAGGCGCUACUCGUCCAGUUCGAGCUGACCGCCGAGGCCUACCACAAAAAGUUCAGAAGUUCCCGCCUCGAACGCAGAGAGACCUACGGCAACCUCUGCGAAAGGCUGGACAAGUACCUUGUCAGGUGGCACGCCCUCAGCCGGUUGCCAGAGACUUUUGAUGGCCUAGCAUGCCUCGUCCUCUCUGAGCAACUGUUGGAGUGCAUGUCCCCAGAGGUCAGAGUUUAUGUCAAGGAGCAACAAGCAACUGCACCCGCUGACAUAGCUUCCGCCGCUGACCGGUACUUGAACGCCCGAAAGGACUUAAAAGGCAAGGCUACCGCGACAGACCAGCAAACAGACCAACCAACUUCUCCUGCUCAGUCCAACCUUGCUCCUAAAACUCCUCAGCACAACCUGGCACCAGGUCGGCAAUCAGCCCCUCAUAGCCACAAUAACCGCCCCAACCACCAGUCUCGCUAUAACCAGACCAACUACUCUCAGCGUGACUCACGUCAUAGCGCGCGUGACAGUAGACCCACUCCACAACGGCAGCAGCAGGCCCCACGGACCCUAUCUACGGUGACGCCAGUCUCUCAACCCUCCGCGAUCGAUCCUUCUGACCAACCGGAGGAGGACACAUACUUCGUCUCCACGAUGGCCGUGGUUCCUCAACCCACUGCCAUUGAUCUCGGCCAACCAGAACUCCCACCAGUGCUACCUCACCCCACCUCUUCUCCUCCGGGAGUAGAGAACAUUCUGGCCAACGGUGUUGAAGUCUUGGGCCUUUACGACUCAGGCUGUUCGUUCGGCGCGGUUAUAAAUAGAACGCUGAUUGACCCAUCGGAUCUCACUGGUGGAACAGUGACAAUCCAGUCCAUAGACCGUGGCACUCCUCCGCAGGUUCUACCUGUCGCGAGGGUACACGUGGAGUGCAGAUACGUACAUGGCACCAUUGAUGCCGCCGUCAUGGACACGCCAGUGUAUGAUUUCAUUCUAGGCUCCAAAUAUGUCCCUCUUGGAGUAGUCAACAAGCCAUACUUCUCUCUGCCCGUCGGUAGAUCGACGAAGCAGAAACGUGGCAGCAACCAGCCGGUUGGAAGCCCUGGUCGCCACACUCACCCGCCCGGUCCCGACUCAUCGGCGAAGCUCAAACCACUCCGCCCUGGCAUUGACUCUGCUAGGAAGUCACGAGUUAAGUCGCAUACCCGCACUCGUGAGGGUCUACUUGACCCAGGCUACUCAGCCAAAAUCACGCAACAUUCCUCUGACAUUGACAGUGUCAGAAUGCCCCGAGGUAAGAUGAACCCUUGCUCUCGUGGACUUGCUCCUCUUCAUGGCUCCUCGGCCACCAUUCCGAAUCAACCUCUCCCUGGCAUUGAUAGUGUCAGGAAGUCACGAGGUAAGCCGAACCCUCGCGCUCGUCAAGACUAUUCUCACCCUGGCCCCUCAGCCACCAUUCAAUAUCAACCUUUCCCUGGCAUUAACCGUGUCAGGAGGCCACGAUGUAAGCCAGAUUAUCGCACUCGUGGGGACGUUCUCAGGCAGAACUCCACAUUCUUUAUCAGGCCACUCUUCCCUGACAUUGAUCGUGUCAGACGAUACCGAGGUAAGCUGACCACUUACUCUCGUGAAGAAGCGCCUCAUAGCGGCUUAGGAGGUAAGCCCCAACGGGCACACGUACCUUGGGCACCCCGCCUAAGCCCCAAUCACCCUCCCCAAUCCGCCCCAGGAAGGAAAUAUAACUCAUCCAAUCGCCCAAUCUACUCUCCCAAGCAACCCCAUGUGUUUCACUCAGGUGACUACCUACUCAGGGACGGAAAGUAG
This is a messenger RNA of Biomphalaria glabrata, 3715 nucleotides long. RefSeq lists its product as uncharacterized. Bases 1217 to 3715 code for a protein of 832 amino acids. Lineage: Eukaryota; Metazoa; Mollusca; Gastropoda; Planorbidae. The transcript is spliced from 2 exons. The record is from RefSeq and is a predicted model, not a curated record.